AUGACGAACCGCGACGGCCUCUCGUCUGACGUUGAGGAGCACCUGGACCGCCUCCAGCAGGCGGCUCUCGCCCGUACCACAUGCAUGUCUGUGUGGCGGGCGGGCACCGUGCGGGCCUGGCUGGAGGUGGUCAUGGGAAUGCCCGUCAACACGUUGCCUUGCUUGGAAAAUGUCAAAAGUGGGGAGGUUCUUCUCAGAUUGACUGAUGUGGAUUUAGAGAUGGGUCUCGGAAUAUAUAACCCAAUUCAUCGCAGGAAACUAAGAUUGGCCAUCGAGGACUUCAGAAGAGCUGAAGGGGACCAAAGGUGAGCAAGGGAAAUUUAUUUACCCCACUAUAUCACUGAUUUAUUUGAAGUCUUC
Messenger RNA from Corythoichthys intestinalis (scribbled pipefish), 360 nucleotides. RefSeq names its product kazrin-like. The transcript has 3 exons. Gene Ontology annotation, molecular function: protein binding. NCBI's taxonomy places the organism in Eukaryota, Metazoa, Chordata, Actinopteri, Syngnathiformes, Syngnathidae. Bases 1 to 309 code for a protein of 102 amino acids. The record is from RefSeq and is a predicted model, not a curated record.